Messenger RNA from Sinocyclocheilus grahami, 2756 nucleotides. Its product is annotated as ubiquitin-associated and SH3 domain-containing protein B-like. Lineage: Eukaryota; Metazoa; Chordata; Actinopteri; Cypriniformes; Cyprinidae. Gene Ontology annotation, molecular function: protein binding. Bases 443 to 2371 code for a protein of 642 amino acids. The transcript is spliced from 14 exons. The record is from RefSeq and is a predicted model, not a curated record.
UGUGACAGUAAUAGGUAAAUGUCACCAUUCUUAGACUUUUAGGUAAAUUAGGCUAAUUAAAGCGAGUUAGUGUCAAGCAUGACAAGUGAAACUGCUACUGCUAGUUAUCAGUGUUUGACACGCAUAUGUCUUUGGCUGUGUCUCUAAACCUCAUGAACUGCCUACUUAGCAUUUGUGGGCAUACAGGCGCGUUGCUCAAAUGUGCAGCCGUGUUCUUACUUGAAACCCACCUAUGAUGUCCAAAAUGUUGUUUAGUAUGAAGGCAGCUCGAUAGGUUUGUGAAACACAGCCAUUAUCUGUAGCUCGUUAAUCUACUGUAUACAAACAUACACUGCCGCUGUCAGGAGGAGGGACGAUUAUGCUUGUAGUGUAAAUCGCUAAAUAAGCAGAUGUGGAUGUGUCGUCUUCGACUAUCGUCAGUAGCAUCUGAUGGGACUGAAGGAUGGCAGCAAAGGAGGAUCUUUACUCAAAGAUUAUUCCGCGCAGACUGAGACAGAACAGUUGCGCGUCUGUCAAACAUGGAUCCAGUCUGGACGUGCUGCUUUCGAUGGGAUUUCCUCAGCAGAGAGCAUUGAAAGCUCUGGCAUCAACUGGAGGCAGAAGUGUUCAGCUUGCAUGUGACUGGCUUUUCUCUCAUUUGGAUGACCCUUUCCUGAAUGACCCUUUACCGAGAGAGUAUGUGCUGUAUCUGCGCCCCAGUGGGCCUUUACAAAACCAGCUUUCUCAUUUCUGGCAGCAGUCUCGCUUGACUUGUGGAAAAAACAAAGCUCACAACAUAUUCCCACACAUCACACUCUGCCAGUUCUUUAUGUGUCCAGACAAUAAACUAGUGGCUCUGUGUGAAGCUCUGCAGUCUACAGUAAAUCAGUGGAGAGGAAUCUUCCCCAGCCCUCUGCCCCUGGAGCUCUACACCUCCACCAACUUCAUAGGCCUCUUUGUGGAGGAGCAGGUGGCUGAGUCGCUGAAGAAGUUUGCGGCUGACUUUGCGGUGGAGGCUGCUGCUAAAGCUGAUGUUCACUUGGAACCCCAUAAAAAGCAGCUUCAUUUGACUCUAGCCUAUCACUUCCCAACCAAUCAUUAUUCUUCCUUGGAAAAGUUGGCAAGAGGGAUUGAGGUCAAGCUGGGUUGUGAUUGGCUUUCUGCCCUCUUCUCACGAGACAUACAAUUUGCAAAUCAUGAGACUUUGCGAGUGAUGUACCCCUACACUCCUCAGAAUGACGAUGAGCUGGAACUGGUACCAGGAGACUUUAUCUUCUCAUCUACAGUGGAGCAAGUGAGCACUAGUGAGGGCUGGGUGUAUGGCACGUCUCUGGGUACAGGCAUCUCUGGACUGCUGCCUGAGAACUAUGUGAGCCCUGCUGAUGAGUCUGACACAUGGGUCUUCCAUGGGUCACACUCCUUCUUUUGUACUUCCCCUUCGGAAAAGGGUUGCAAGGAGAGCAAAUCACUGGAUGGGCUGCUUAACAUUCGAUGCUUUGAAAACUCAAAGCUGGGAGAGUCUGCCAUCUUGAGUGUUAUUUGCCAACCUAUGCAGGUGCUCCGCUCCAACAUUCUUUCUCGGACCCCUAAAAGGACCCUGUUUGUAUGUCGGCAUGGAGAAAGAAUGGAUGUUGUGUUUGGGAAACACUGGCUCUCACAGUGCACUGACUCUAAAGGCAGGUACGUGAGGAGUAACCUGAAUAUGCCUGCUGCACUACCUGCCUGGGGUGGAGCACACAGGGACUAUGAAAUGGACACUCCUAUCACAGUGGUUGGAGCUACACAGGCUAAGAUAGUGGGUGAGGCUAUGCUGGAAAAUAAUACCACUAUUGAUUUUGUGUACUGCUCACCCAGUCUCCGAUGUGUCCAGACAGCUCAUGAAAUCCUCAGAGGAAUGCAGCAAGAUGGCAGAAUAAGCAUUCGAGUGGAGCCUGGGCUUUUUGAGUGGACUAAAUGGGUGACAGGAACAUCUUUGCCUGCUUGGAUACCCCCCACAGAUCUUGCUGCGGCCAACCUUAAUGUAGACACAACAUACAGACCUCACAUCCCGAUUAGCAAACUAACUGUCUCGGAGGCGUAUGACACGUACAUUAGUCGCAGCCACCAGGUGACCAAAGACAUUUUGGCGUACUGCAAAAAUAAGGGAAAAAAUAUUCUGUUUGUGGGACAUGCUUCCACUUUGGAGGCCUGCACUCGCCAGAUCCAGGGCCUUUCUCCUCAGAAUCCCAAAGAUUUUGUGCAAGUAGUCAGAAAGAUUCCAUACCUGGGUCUGUGUGCCUGUGAGGAGCAGGGGGACUCAGGGUUCUGGCAGCUAGUGGACCCACCAAUUCUUCCUUUAACUCACGGGCCCAACCACAGCUUCAGCUGGAGAGAGACUCUACAGCAAGAAUGACCUUAUCUGCAGGGUCUGUUCACAAGAGACUGAAAUGUUACCUCCACUGGAAGCACACAACCGAGAAUAUUUUUAAACAGAUCUAAUCUGUCACAUCCAGAUUUAAGUUAUGCAAAUAAUAUAAGGGAUGUGGCAGAGUGUUUGCUUGCAGGUGGACAGAGGAGAUGCACUGAAUAAUGAACAUUUGUGGUAGUGUUUACUGAGCCUUUAAAAAGGCUUUCUCAGGGCAUUGCCUUUCACUUUUAACAGGUCAAAAUGCACAGUGGCAUAAUGCAGCACUUAUCGUAAAGAUUAAAGAUCACUUCCUGCCAUGCAAAUACCGACAAUUUUGCAAUGAGAUGUUAAAGAGCUUAGAGGCAUUCAUGUCUUAAUCAUUUCUCUUGCA